GAAUGAAAAUGUCCUUGCCUUUCGUGUGAAGUCUCGCGAUACUUGCCGCCGCGCGAACUCGCAGGAAGAAGCUGAGCUGGAGGGAUCAUGGCGGAGCGAAGGAGACACAAGAAACGGAUCCAGGAGGUGUGCGAGCUAACUAAGGAGGAGAAAGUGGUGGCCAAGCAUCUGCGCUUCAACUGUCCCACCAAGUCCACCACCAUGAUGGGCCACCAAAAGGUCGACUACUUCAUCGCCUCCAAGGCGGUGGAUUGUCUGCUGGACUCCAAGUGGGCCAAAGCCAAGAAAGGAGAGGAGGCGCUCUUCACCAGCAGAGACUCCGUGCUGGACUACUGCAACAGACUUCUGAAGAAGCAGUUCUUCCAGCGUGCUCUCAAAGUGAUGAAGAAGAAGUCGGAGAAGGACAAGAAGUCCAAGGGCGACAGCGGCAAAGAGGAGGAGAAGAAGGCAAAGGAGAAGAACAAGAAGAAGGAGGCGGACACGGGCAGCGAGAGCAAGAAGGAUACUAAAAGUGAUGACAGCCCAGGAAGUCCCAAAAAGAAGAAAGAGGUGAAGAAGAAGUUCAAGCUGGAGCUGCACGAGGAUCAAAUGUUCCUGGAUGGAAACGAGGUCUACGUGUGGAUUUACGACCCCGUGCCCUUCAAGUCCUUCGCCAUGGGGCUGAUCCUGGUCAUUGCCGUCAUCGCCGCCACGCUCUUCCCGCUGUGGCCGGCAGAAAUGCGCGUGGGCGUGUACUACUUGAGCGUCGCCGCCGGAUGCUUCGUGGCCAGCAUUUUUCUCCUGGCUGUCGCUCGCUGCAUUCUCUUCCUGUUCAUCUGGCUGGUGACGGGCGGCCGCCAUCACUUCUGGUUCCUUCCCAACCUGACGGCCGACGUGGGCUUCAUCGACUCCUUCCGCCCGCUCUACACCCACGAGUACAAAGGCCCGCGGGGCGGCGCCAAGAAGGGGAACAAAGACGGCGUCGACGAGGGCCAAAAAUCCGACAGCGACGACAAGUCCGACAGCGAGAAGAAGGACGAGGAGGAGGAGGAGGAUGAGGAGGACGAGGGCAAAGAGGCGGGGCUAGAGGAGCGUAAAAGCGACUGCCACACGGACACGGACAGCGACCGCAGGGAAGACGAAGGCUCGCAGCACAGCAACGGCAACGACUUUGAGAUGAUCACCAGGGAUGAGUUGGACCAGCACACGGAAGAGGACGAGGAAAACCAAGAACGAGGAGACAGUGACACGGACAUUCAGACAUAAACUUCCUGUCUACUUUCCUCUUCCUCCCUCCCACUAAAUGUCCACCUCACAGCUCCAAGACUUGGACGUCCCGUCCUACUAAACUAACAAAAAAAAGGUUUGAUCUCUUCCUUGACAAUAUUUGCUGAGUCUCUUGGUUUCAUGGCGAGACAAUCCCAGGGACCAAACUAACGCUGUGCUUUACCCACACCAAGAGGUUAGUAUUGGUGGAAAAGUCCAGUUUGAAGGUGCCAAAUGUGACAAAGAGUGUGGCCUCAAACAAGAAGAGCACAGUUUUAGCAAUGAAAAAUGAUCCUUUUUAACAGAAUGAAUAUGUAUCAUUUAUAGAUCAAGCAAACACAAUUAUGCAUACCAUGUCUGCCUCCUCACUUCUACUGCACACCUGGGCAAGUGAAGGCCCGGGGGCCACAUGCGGCCCGUUAACCUUUUCAAUCUGCCCCGCCGGACAUUCCCAAAUACAUUUUUUUUAGAUGUUUACAAUGUAAAGUGUAGCUGCCAUUAUGAUGUGCACUCAUGUUUUCUAAUGACCUUCAACUAUACUAACUAGGGAUGUCCGAUAAUGGCUUUUUGCCGAUAUUCCGAUAUUGUCCAACUCUUUAAUUACCGAUACCGAUAUCAACCGAUAUAUGCAGUCGUGGAAUUAACACAUUAUUAUGCCUAAUUUGGACAACCAUGUAUGGUGAAGAUAAGGUACUUUUAAAAAAAAAUAAAAUAAAUAAGAUAACUAAAUUAAAAACAUUUUCUUGAAUAAAAAAGAAAGUAAAACAAUAUAAAAACAGUUACAUAGAAACUAGUAAUUAAUGAAA
Molecule: messenger RNA, 2051 nt
Organism: Entelurus aequoreus (snake pipefish)
Lineage: Eukaryota; Metazoa; Chordata; Actinopteri; Syngnathiformes; Syngnathidae
Gene: sec62
Product: SEC62 homolog, preprotein translocation factor
Exons: 8
Coding region: 88-1245 (385 amino acids)
Biological process (GO): post-translational protein targeting to membrane, translocation
Cellular component (GO): endoplasmic reticulum; endoplasmic reticulum membrane
Source: RefSeq, a predicted model, not a curated record